AUGCUCAAUCCCACAACCGAACAUGAACAUACCGAUAGUAUCCAGACGAUAGUCGAACGAGCCCAGCGAUCCAUGGUCUAUAAUCUAACCGAAACUGCUAGACGCCUUCACCCAACCGGCCAAGUCACGACAUUAUUCUUGCAAUGCGGCGGGGCGGGCAUAUUUGUGCCCGACAGUUCCGACUUCCGACUAAACUUCGCAUUUUCGACCUGCAGUGGGCUGUUUGAACACGACAUUCGGGUCCUUGAAAAUACCUAUGUUUUCUGUGAUCGCCCCGUAAUCAUCUUCAUCCCAAUAUCGGCUCCGGAGGCAACUUUUGACAGGCUGAAAGCCCGGGGUUUUUCGGCCCGAGGAGGCUCGAAUAACGUGCUUUUCCGUUCAUUGGAUGAUAUAGAGACGACUCAACCUGUCCAGUUCAAGACUUCUACCGUUGUUGAUGAUAUGAUAAUUGCACCUGCCACAUCGGAUGAAUUUGACGCUUUUGUUGAGUACCACAGCCGUGGAAGCAACGGGGUUCCCUCGGAAAGUCUUAAACUUACUGCGGAGAUUACGACCCAGAUCCCGCAUACAACUAUAUUCUUGGCAAGACUGGAUGGGCGUAUCAUUGCAGCUACUUCGGUGACGGCUUUGGAAGUCGAGUCCGGUGAGGUGGCUGCGUAUACGGGGCUCACGAGUACGCUGGCGGAAUGUCGUGGGAGAGGAGUGUCGAGCGCACUUAAGAGGCGUGUACAUACCUGGGCAAAGGAACGUGGACAUCGGUGGGUCUUUGCCCAUGUCGAGUCGGAUAAUUCGAAUAUGAGGGUUUUGGAGAAGUUGGGGUAUAGAUCGUUGUUUCCUCAUGCGGUUUAUGCUAAGGCUUCCGGAUCUGGGUCAUGUUCGCGUACUUGA
Molecule: messenger RNA, 888 nt
Organism: Penicillium cosmopolitanum
Lineage: Eukaryota; Fungi; Ascomycota; Eurotiomycetes; Eurotiales; Aspergillaceae
Product: GNAT family N-acetyltransferase
Exons: 1
Coding region: 1-888 (295 amino acids)
Molecular function (GO): acyltransferase activity, transferring groups other than amino-acyl groups
Source: RefSeq, a predicted model, not a curated record